Eublepharis macularius is the source of this 2555-nucleotide messenger RNA. RefSeq names its product solute carrier family 16 member 3 (gene SLC16A3). Gene Ontology annotation, molecular function: monocarboxylic acid transmembrane transporter activity. The transcript is spliced from 5 exons. Lineage: Eukaryota; Metazoa; Chordata; Lepidosauria; Squamata; Eublepharidae. Gene Ontology annotation, cellular component: membrane. Gene Ontology annotation, biological process: transmembrane transport; monocarboxylic acid transport. Bases 169 to 1575 code for a protein of 468 amino acids. The record is from RefSeq and is a predicted model, not a curated record.
AUCGCCGCUCCGUCCUGAGCCACAGGCGCCAAAUCGCCCCUGGGCUGGAGCCGGCACAGACCCCACCGGACCAGGCACCGACGCAGAUCCGACCCGGCCGGGCUCAGCUGGGGUCGCGCAGCCCAAGCGGGCGGCUCGGGACGCGCAGGAAGCUGAUAUACUCUCACUAUGGGAGCUGUGGUAAUUGAUGAUGGUCCAACUGGAGUUAAAGCCCCAGAUGGCGGCUGGGGCUGGGCUGUUCUCUUUGGCGGCUUCGUCAUUACUGGCUUCUCCUAUGCCUUUCCUAAGGCCAUGAGUGUCUUUUUCAAGGAACUGAUUCGGGAGUUUGGUGUUGGAUAUAGUGACACGGCAUGGAUCUCCUCCAUUCUGUUGGCUAUGCUUUAUGGAACAGGUCCCCUGUGUAGUAUGUGCGUUAAUCGGUUUGGUUGCCGUCCUGUUAUGAUGGUUGGAGGCCUCUUUGCUUCACUUGGGAUGAUAAUGGCAUCUUUCUGCAAUAGCAUUAUCCAAAUCUAUCUUACUGCUGGUGUCAUUACUGGUUUGGGUCUUGCGCUCAAUUUCCAGCCUUCGCUCAUCAUGCUAAAUCGCUACUUUGACAAACGCCGACCUUUAGCCAAUGGGCUGGCCGCAGCUGGAAGCCCUGUUUUUCUUUGUGCACUUUCACCAUUGGGGCAGAUACUGCAACAUGAGUAUGGAUGGCGAGGGGGAUUUCUUAUCCUGGGUGGGAUGCUUUUGAACUGUUGUGUCUGUGGAGCUUUGAUGAGACCUCUGGAGCCUCCUAAGAAACCUGAAGAUUCCAAACAGGUCUCUGAGAAAAAAAUCAAGAAAAAACUAUUGGAUUUUGGUGUCUUUAAAGAUCGAGGCUUCCUAAUCUACACAUUGGCUGCAUCCAUCAUGGUUCUGGGCUUGUUCGUGCCCCCAGUCUUUGUGGUGAGCUAUGCUAAAGAUCUGAAGUAUCCUGACACCAAAGCGGCUUUCCUUCUGACCAUCCUUGGAUUUAUUGAUAUCUUUGCUCGACCUAUUUGUGGAAUAGUGGCUGGCUUGAAAUGGGUUAGGCCUCGCUGUGUCUACUUCUUUAGUUUCGCUAUGUUUUUUAACGGCUUUACUGAUCUCAUGGGGUCAAUGUCCUACAAUUAUGGUGGCCUAGUGGUCUUCUGCAUUUUCUUUGGUAUUUCCUAUGGAAUGGUUGGUGCUCUUCAGUUUGAAGUUCUCAUGGCUAUUGUUGGGACAAAGAAGUUUUCCAGUGCCAUUGGCUUGGUUCUCCUGGUUGAGGCAAUGGCUGUUCUAAUUGGGCCACCUUCAGCAGGUAAACUCUUGGAUGCAACUCAUAAAUACAUGUACGUUUUUCUUAUUGCUGGUGUUGAAGUUGUUAUCUCAUCUAUCGUGCUAGCUGUAGGAAAUGCUUGUUGUAUUAAGAAAAUACCAGCACAUUCACAGAAAGAAGAUGCAGCAGAAAGGGAGGGGUUAAACAAACAACCUGAAGAUGCCAAAGUGGACUCUAUUGAGGUGGAACAGUUUCUGAAAAAGGAACCUGAAAAAAAUGGGGAAGUUGUCACUAAUCCAGAAACGUGUGUGUGAGUGUGACAAGGAUGAAUGCCAGAUAUUUAGGAGAUUCAAAGAACUUCAACACUUAUUUAUUUUAGAAAUAGGACUAGCUUAGGGCUGGGCCAUCUGUUUGGCAACUGGAGGCCAACCAGUUCAUGACAUCACUCUUUUUUUUCCUGCUUAAAACAGGAUUGAUCUUCAAGUUCAGCUGCUUGGGCAUAACUACUGCUAUAACUAAACAAAUGGCCUUCUAAACACAUGUAGAGGUCCCUGCUAUGCAUCACCAGAAAAACUUUCACUUGGGUGAAAAUGUACUUUAACUAGAAAGGAAUUAUACAUGAACUUUCCUGUAACACCAGAUGAAAUAUCUAUCUGUUUUUAUGUGUGUGAAGCACCUCGAUGUAUCUUCCAUGUCUGUCUGUGUCUGCUUUAGGAGGAAUGGCUUAGCAAGAAGAAAUCUCAGGGACUCCGUAGUCUCCAGUAGGUUUUUAAAAACAUACUUUUCCAAGUAUUUUUAGAUCAUUUGGCUCAGCCCUAAUCUAAUUUUGAUAACAUGUACAAUUUUCAAUGACUUUGGUUUGUCAAUAUAUUUUUAUGUGCUUUUGUUAUACUUGUCCUUUUUACUGGAACAUGUACCAAGAAAGGUACUGAGAUUUUCUUGGGAAACCUCAUAGCUGCUGUUCCCAAAAUGUCUGAAAAACAAAAUGAAAAUUGUGUUUAAUCCUAACAGAUCCAUGGAGCAAACUGUCCAUAUAAACUACCUGUUGACUGUUGGCUUUAAGUGCAGCCUCUGCCAAACAUACCCUACUUUGGACAGAGUUUUGUACAGUGAUAAUUACUUUGAAUAGAUGUAUUCAAAGAACUUUUCCUUAGACAACUGAUGGACAUUAAUUUCAAGAAAGAAAUUAAACUGGAGGAGGGAAGCACACAUACCUUGUGUAGACAGGUAUAUAAAAGUGUUAUAAAAAGGUGCUAGUGAAUUCAUUUUUAUAAAAUAAAAUAUUGUAAAAGAA